AUGCCGUUCUCUCGGCUAUCUGAAGAACGAGAACGAGAGGCUGUAGAUUUAGGUGUCUUUCAGGGACAAGCAGCUGUCAUGUUAGCAAUUGAACAUUUGAAUACCGGAAAUGGGACUAUGGUGAAAGAGGUGGAGGGUUUGGAUCAACGAUGUGCUAUCAAAUUUACUGCUGAGAUAUUUGAUACUGCCUAUUCACAGACCAGUGCAGUGGAUACUGUUAUCAACCUUAUUUCAAGAGAACCAGGAACCGAACGUCUUCCGAGUGCAUUUCUGGGUGCACGUUGGUCUUCUGUCUCCAUUCCCAGCUCAACAGUGACUGGAUUGAAAGGAUAUCCUCAAAUAUCACCGAUUUCUACAAGCGCAAGCUUAGAUGACAAGGGACAAUUUCCGCUCUUUGGUAGAACGAUUCCAUCAGAUGCAUCCACUGCUGUACCCGCAAUCUUGUAUCUCCGUAAUCAGCUGGGUGUAAAGCAUUUGGCGAUUGCCCAUGUAAAUGAUGCCUAUGGGGAUGCAUAUGCAUUGGGAAUUCAACUGGCUGCUGAACAGUAUGCACCGGAUAUGAAGGUGCAGAGUUUCAGCUUUGAUUUUGACAUCACCGAGGAAAUUGCAGAGCGAACCAUUAGGCAACUGAAAGAGACCAACUACAGAUACAUUUUUGGAAUCAUCUUUAGUGAUGUACAAUAUGUACCCAUGAUGACGGAAGCGUACAAACAGGGCAUUGCUGGGACUGGGGAACACUCUUGGAUGUUUUCGGAUUCUGUCUCGCCUACUUUUUUCGACAGCCAAAAAUUCGAUGUUGACUCUCCAGUGUACAAAGCAUCCAUGGGAGCAUCUCGGAUCUCGGCUGUUGCUGGAGUCGAAGGGAAUGAAAAUUUUGAUACAUUCUUCCGCAGCGUCAAUGACUUAAAUAAUGCUGAAGACAUUGCUUUGAUUCAAUCGAAACAUCCUACCUACGACGAUCCGCAAUACCGACCCCUUCAAAUCGAAGACAAUCGAGACAGCUUCUUUGAUGGUUUUAAAUCAUCGACCCUUGUUCCCUUCUUGUACGAUGCGGCCAUCGGACUUGGCUUGGCGGCAUGUGGCGCGGCUGGGGACGAUACCUAUUUUGAUGGCACGACACAUUAUGAAACCUUCAAGAACACUACCUUUUCAGGUGCUACUGGGAAGAAUGCUUUUUACCAAGAAACUGGGUCACGACAAGCAAACUCGGCUUCUUUUAUCAUGAUGAAUGUUAUUGAAAAGGAGCGAACAGGCAACUUGGCCACACUGUCGCCAGAUGUGACAGAUGUCUUUGAAAAUGGCGAUUGGAACUCUCUGAAAGCAUUUGUCUUCAACGAUGGGUCUACCGUACCACAUUCCGACUUGCCACCAUUGGUCAUUGAUAAGAACUACAUUGGUUGGGCCGUGAGAGGUAUUGGGCUCUUUAUGAGUUUUCUUAUCCUUGCGUUUUCGGUUGGACUUUACUUUUGGACUACUACCCAUCGAAAGACCAAGGUCGUAAAAGCGAGUCAGCCAAUGUUCCUUCACAUGAUUUGUGGCGGUUGCUUUCUGAUGGCGACAUCUAUGAUUUUCCUUAGUAUUGAUGAUGAAAUUGCGUCGCAAGGUACAUGCACUGCGACCUGUAUCACUACGCCUUGGUUCUUCUGCGUUGGUUGGAUCUUGUCCUUUUCUGCACUCUUUGCCAAGACACUUCGGGUGAACAAGAUUUUCCAUAAUCCAGUUGCCUUUUCACGGAUCAAGGUCACAAUGUGGGACGUGAUCAAGCCAGUGGUGGCACUGCUCAGCACUGCGGUUCUGAUCCUCUUGCUGUGGACAGUAUUGCAUCCACCAGUAUUCUCCCGUGGAGUCAGUGCUUUGGACGUGUAUGGCAGAGCCCAAGAAACAAAGGGAACCUGCGACUAUACAGAUUCGCUGCCAUAUGCGAUUACAUUGUUGGUUGUUUUGGUGGGAACCUUGGUCUAUGCUGUGCAACAAGCCUAUGUUGCGCGAAACAUUUCUACGGAAUUUGCAGAAACGGAAUACAUCUUCUUGGUGUUGGUUGCAAUUUUCGUUACAGCCCUACUGGGAAUUCCGGUUCUCUUGCUUGUGGCGAGAAACCCAGGUGCUCGAUUCUUUGCCGUGGCAUGCAUCGUGUUCCUUGUGAAUUUGGCCAUUCUUUGCUUGAUUUUCAUUCCGAAAAUAAAUCAACAGAGAAAAGAAGCUGAAAGGAAGAAGAACGUGGGGAACGGAAAUAUGAGGCAGACUUCUUUUUCCAUUGGGUCACAACGAGUGAGCGUCAGUGGAGUAAUGUUAGACACUUCCGAAAUCGAGUCCUCCGGCUUUCAAGAGUCGCGGGAAAGUGAUGGGGAGAGUGAUGGAAUGAAGAUUAUCGACAACCCUAGAAAGGUGGAGAACUUGGAGCAACGGAUCGAAUCUCUCAGAAUAGAAAUUGAUGUGUUGCGGAGAAGGAAACAAAAUACAAGGCUGCCGUCAGUGUUCGAAGCUUCCGAAGAGAAAUCAACCGAAUUUGAUGACGAGGACGAGGAGGAAAAAUCAAUCGAAGCCGACAAGAACGAGGAAGAAAACUCAACUGACGUUCACAAGGAAGAUCAAUCCUUGGAUCAAUUCGACGAAGAGUUCGGAGGAGAUCAAAAGUCUGCUUCAGGUACUAGUAGUGUGCGCAACUCAUCUUCCAGUUCUGGAAGUCACCAUCUACGAGUGGAUAUGACUGGGGAAGUAGUAGAAGACUUGGAUGUUUAA
This is a messenger RNA of Cylindrotheca closterium, 2739 nucleotides long. Lineage: Eukaryota; Bacillariophyta; Bacillariophyceae; Bacillariales; Bacillariaceae. The record is from the annotation of a GenBank genome assembly.